Molecule: messenger RNA, 769 nt
Organism: Tarenaya hassleriana
Lineage: Eukaryota; Viridiplantae; Streptophyta; Magnoliopsida; Brassicales; Cleomaceae
Product: late embryogenesis abundant protein 76-like
Exons: 2
Coding region: 111-644 (177 amino acids)
Source: RefSeq, a predicted model, not a curated record
CGAUUCGUGUAGUUUCCACUUUCCAGACAGCAAGAACACUUCCAAACAGACUUUAUUUUCUUCUUUGAUUUGUCUGAAAAAUAGUGAAUCUGCUAAAACUGUUUUAAAAAAUGGCGUCCCAUGAACAGAGUUACAGCGCUGGUGAAACCAAAGGCAAGGCCGAGGAGAAAACUGAGCAGAAGAUGGGAGCGAUGAAGGAUAAGGCCGAGGCAGCGAAGGAGAAAACUCACGAUGCGGCCCAAACAGCAAAAGAGAAGACAUCUCAAGCGGCUCAAUCGGCCCAAGGUCAGGCCCAUGAUACGGCCCAGAAAACAAAAGAGAAGACCUCAGAAGCGGCCCAAUCAGCCGAGGAGAAGGCCCACGAGUCGAAAGAGAGGACCGGGAGCUACAUGUCGGAGACCGGAGACGCGAUCAAGCACAAGGCAGAGGACGCGGCCCGGUUCACGAAGGAAACGGCCGAGGCCGGUAAGGAGAAAACCGGAGGGUUCCUGAGCCAAACCGGAGAGCACGUGAAGCAGAUGGCUCAGGGUGCGGCCGAUGCGGUCAAGCACACUUUCGGUAUGGGUGGUACGGAAGAAGCCGGCCAUGAACGUACUUCUACCACUACCACUACUACUGCUGCUACUGAGCCCCCCAAGAAGUGAACAGAGAAUUACUAAGUGUUGUGCUGUGUUCUUUUCUUUGUCUUUAUGUCCUUUUUGGUUUUUGUUGGCUUGUUGUUGUUGGGACUCUGUUUCUUUGAUUUGCAGUGGAAAAGACCCUUUUAGUA